UACAUAUACACACACAACACCUCAGCCCUCCAUCACACAACACCCAAAACCCUCCCUCACCACCCACCUAACCCCCAACCCCCACCAAAAUGCCCCCACACAACGGCCUCGUCCACCCGAAACAAUACGACGUCAAAGACAGCAACGUCGAACUGAUCAACAGCGCCCUGGACCACCAAGUGAAACACAACAGCGCCACCACCGAGCCCGCCUGGCGCGCCGUCGGCACGACCCCGGGGCUGUACAUCUGGCGCAUCGAGCAAUUCGAAGUGGUCCCGUGGCCGCGGGACCGGUACGGCGAGUUCUACGACGGGGACAGCUACAUCGUGCUGCACAGUGCCAAGCCCCCGCCUUCGCAAACCCAGCAGCCGCAGCCAGACACUGAGGGCGAAACCCCGCUGCAGCUGCAGCAUGACAUCUUCUUCUGGCUGGGCAGCCACACCUCGCAGGACGAGGCCGGCACCGCCGCGUACAAGACCGUCGAGCUGGACGAGUACCUGCACGGGGCGGCGACGCAGCACCGCGAGGUGCAGGCGCAUCCGUCGAGCGAAUUCGUGGGGUUGUUCCCGCGGAUCUCCAUCCGGAAGGGCGGGGUGCAGUCUGGGUUCCGGCAUGUGGAUGGUUCUGCGGAGGACGAGGAAGAGGGGAGGAUGAUGCUGUUGCGCGUGUUCAAGCAUGCCGGGGCGACGCGGCCGGGUUCGUUGAUCGUGCAUGAGGUUGAGCCGACGUGGCGGAGCUUGGACGAUCGGGAUGUCUUUGUGUUGGAUGUCGGGGAUAAGAUUUGGGUGUGGCAGGGUCGGGCCUGCAGUCCCAUGGAGAAGGGGAAGGCGGCGCAGGUGGUGCAUGAUCUGACGCAGGCGAAGCAUGUCGAGGUCGAGGUGCUGUCGCAGCUGGAGGCGCGCAGUAAGCUCGUCGUCGACAUGCUGGGCGGGCGCGAGGUCGAGCAGCUCUCGUUCAGCGCGCCGCGGCCAAUCUCGGAGAAGCGGAAGCGGGCGGCGGGCGAUGAGGAUGAGGACGAAGGCCAGAGGGCUGGUGGCGCGCAGCAGCGCAAACUCUUCAGGCUGAGUGAUGCGGAUGGCUCGUUGUCGUUUGAGCUCGUCAAGGAGGGGAGUCACAUCGGCAAGGCGGAUCUGGAUGGCAAGGAUAUCUUCCUGUUUGAUGACGGGGACCGGCUGUGGGUGUGGCAGGGGCUGGAGGCGAGUGCCGCGGAGCGCGCGCUGUGGUUGCGCGUGGCGCAGUCGUAUGUGCGCUGGCUGCAGGAGAGUCCGGAGGGGUCCGAGGCGCACUUGAUUCCCAUUUCCAAGGUCGUGCAGGGCCAUGAGAGUCCGGCGUUUAUGCGCGCCAUCGCUGCGGAGGCUUAGGGCCGUUGUUGGUGGGAGAAUGAAGUGUACUGUAUAUAUGCUAUAUAUCACCUAACAUAUCACGUUUUCGGGAUCUAGGCAGCAGGUUAUGCUAACGGCUGGCAUCGUGAGCAUUUCUGUAGUUAUCUCCAAACACAUUAUAGUAUCCAAACCUCAGUCCAGUACAUACGAGGGGGAUAAUGCAACU
Molecule: messenger RNA, 1548 nt
Organism: Aspergillus brunneoviolaceus CBS 621.78
Lineage: Eukaryota; Fungi; Ascomycota; Eurotiomycetes; Eurotiales; Aspergillaceae
Product: gelsolin/scinderin family protein
Exons: 1
Coding region: 90-1361 (423 amino acids)
Molecular function (GO): actin filament binding
Source: RefSeq, a predicted model, not a curated record